This is a messenger RNA of Suillus discolor, 2884 nucleotides long. RefSeq lists its product as uncharacterized. Lineage: Eukaryota; Fungi; Basidiomycota; Agaricomycetes; Boletales; Suillaceae. The transcript is spliced from 12 exons. Gene Ontology annotation, biological process: regulation of DNA-templated transcription; DNA-templated transcription. Gene Ontology annotation, molecular function: DNA binding; DNA-binding transcription factor activity, RNA polymerase II-specific; zinc ion binding. The record is from RefSeq and is a predicted model, not a curated record. Bases 65 to 2884 code for a protein of 939 amino acids.
CCUUUCUUCCUUUGCCCAGCUCUAUGCGUCUCGGUUGCCUUAGAUAUUCACUCAGCCUAAAGUCAUGCCUCAAGCAUCCCGUGGAAAUGCUCGUCAGCCUGACUCCAGAGAUGUCCAAAAGGCUAUGGACAAGGAGCAGAAGAGAAGCCGAGGCGCUAUGUCAUGCGCCGAGUGUAGAAGACUCAAACUGAAAUGUGAUAAAACGAUACCGUGCUCUUCAUGCAGACGCAGAGGCUGCUCCGCCAUCUGUCCUAAUGGUUCCCUCACGACUGGUCAGGGAACUCGGUUCGUGCUAGCAGAUACAGAAAAAUUGCAUCAGAAGAUCGCACAAAUGAGUGACAGGAUUCGUCAACUUGAAGACGCACUUUCUAUCUCACAAACCAGUCCUGGCGAACAGCAUCCUCUUCUGCAUAGAAAUCUUCUCGACAUCAAAUCGAUCAUAGAUUUGCAUGCUGCUAUAGAUGAGGAAACGGCAGGUAAAUCCAAGCAUGAAGUCGAUGAUGACUCGCAAUACAUCGAAUCUUUUGGGACGCUCGCCAUACGGGACGAUGGAGCUGCAACUUUCUAUGGUCCAUCCGCCGGGUCAGAGGUGAGCAUUGCAUUGGCAGCUUUCUUUACAACGGCUGAUUGCAUCACCAUAAUUCCAGGCAACAGGACACAGCAUACUGAAUAUCUGUCUCCCAGUGUCAAGCAUCUGUCGAAGUCUUUCCCUCUAGCUCCAGUGUUUAAUGAUGAGGUUGAUCUCAACUACCUCAUUCAAAAUCAUUUACCUCCUUGGCAUCGUGCUCGUCACUUGAGUGAGCUGUAUCUCCAGCAAGCACCAUGGUUCUUUGGAGCGGUAACAAAACGGCAACUCAUGGAGGAGAACCUUCCUUUAUGGUACGCAGAAGCAUCAGAUCUCAUCCAUCUGGGUUCCGUGGCACCAUCAGUAGCCUCGGGGAAUGAUGCUUUGAGUAAAGGUCCUCAUGAACUCGCCUUGAUGUUUGUGAUAUUCUGCUUUGGGGCACUGACGGAUCACAGAUUGCCCCCUGCGCCAGACAACGAGGAAGCCGACAUGUAUUUCAAGCUUACGCGCGCUGCCCUAAACUUGGAGCCCGUACUUGACCGUCCACCAUCAGUGGCGACCAUUCAGACUCUGGCUUUACUCGCAAUCUAUCAGGGCCUUUGCAGUGGAGAAAAUAGCAUUGAGAGCACCUGGGGAAUUUUUGGACUUGCAACAAAGUUAGCUCAGAGCGUAAACCGUGAUUGCGCCCGCUGGCAGCUACCUUCACAAGAGGUGCAAAAGCGCCGUGCGCUGUUCUGGGAGCUAUUCAUCACAGACGGGUGGCAGUCCUUGGCUACAGGUCGUCUUGCUACGUUUUAUCUGCCUUUCGUAGACUGUGAGCUACCUAACGACCCCGAUUCCACGGUGGACGAAGACGGAACUGUUUUACCAAGCUUCCCGGCAUGGAAGGCUCGCUUUGGUUUCCAGUGCAUAUCCGCAGUCAUCCAACAUGCACAAACGGCUAAGGUACCAAAGUAUUCUGUUGUCAUCGAGCUGGAUCGCACGAUUCGCGACAUGGAGCUUCCAAAAUACGCCCAGCGACCUCCCAGAGAGGGCGCUGAACUUGGAGAAGCGAUGAAGCAUUACAUGCCCCUGAACUACCGACACCUGACUCUGCUAUAUGUUCAUCGAUGCUUUUUUGCGGAAGCUGUAUCAAACAACCCCACAGACCCUAUGAACAGCCCAUUCGCUCCAUCGUUCCUUGCAGGGUACCGUAGUGCCUGUGAACUGAUUAACGGUCUUCGCACACAGUUCGACUUAUUCCCAGCACAAAUCGCUCGCUUCUGGGUUUUAUGGACCCAUGCGUUUUCCUCAUCCGUGAUGCUGUCUUCUGUCGUUACGCAUGCAUCUGGAAGCGGUUCUCGGUCGAAGAUCACUACUGCAGCUUUGACCGAGCUGCGACGCGCUGUCAGUCUUUUCAAAGAAGCGUCUGUUUUUGGAGGUCGAGCUGGAAAAUUCCUUCCUAUCCUUGAGAGGCUGUUGCAGAAAGCUGAGCAGGCAUACAGUACUGCCACUCCUACCGUGACACGACGAGAUAUAUUCUCGAAUACUGGUCCAACAAAGUCGAAGGACGAACUUUCGAUUUUCAGUGGACAAAUCAACAAGGUUGCCACGAAGGCCCCCGCACCACCGUCUUCAGGACGGACCAGCCAUUCACCAGGAAACAGCUCCAAUCUGAGUCAAUCUCCCCCGGUGCAAGUAGAAGGCACUCCUCCGCAGUUUAGCAACAUUCAUCCAUCGUUGCGCGAGCAGUGGAGCAGUUUCGAGGGAGAUAUCAAUACUCAGCUUCACAACGCUCAACGAGACGCAUAUUACACAGAAGACGAUGAUUUCAUGGUGCACGCAUCUACUGAGGAUCAUGAGCCGCAGUACGCUCAGGCGCUGCCACAAUCUCACUAUCACCAGCCUGACAAUACUCAAUACCAUGCGGAGCCUCAUCAGCAACAUCCUCAGCAACAGCCUCAGCAACAGCCUCAGCAACAUCCUCAGCAACAUUAUCACCAUCACCCUGACCCCCAGCCCCAGCCCCAGCAAUACUAUAGCCAGGAACAGCCUGGUCAUCAUAUCCAUGAUCCAUACCAGUCAUCAUCCUUCAGUACUGCAGAUCCUUACGCAUCUGGUGACUACAACGCAAGACCCUCCCAAUCAUAUUGGGAAUCUGCACAGCAGUCGUAUCAGGCGCAGGAAAGCACUGCAUAUUAUCAGUCCUCGUACCACGAAAAUCAGUACCAAAUGUCCCAGCAACCCCAAGCUCCUACAGAAUACCCAUCGGUUUCACAUCUGCAAGAGACGUGGCAGUCAUUCAAUGUUUACGUCGGCUCGCCGCGUCGGCCGACGUAG